GUGAGCGCGCCGCGGCGGUGACAGACGCCAUUUUAUUUUGAAACUAAAACUGAACUGGUGGCAGAGCAGCUUUUCCAUUUCGUUCAGUGUGUUGCGAGAAACGGGGAAAGGGAUGAGGAUCUGAAGCACUUUCUGGGGGAGCACGAUGGUGAUCUUGAUUUUAAACUGAAGGACUCUACAGAAUACUGGGACCCACUGAUCGGAUCACCCAUUUGGAAGUCAAAAAUUUUCACACCUUUUGGGGGGGGGGGAGCAGAAGUAACCUAUCACUGAAGUGACUAAAGGGGAAUAAUGGUGAUUUUGCGCCGUGCUCGGCCGCCUGCUUCCGCCCCAACCAGCAAUGAAUCUUGACUCGCUCUCGCUGGCUUUGUCUCAAAUCAGCUAUCUGGUGGACAAUUUGACAAAGAAAAACUACAGAGCCAGCCAACAAGAAAUACAGCAUAUUGUAAAUCGUCACGGUCCUGAGGCAGACAGGCAUCUACUACGCUGUCUCUUCUCCCAUGUGGAUUUCAGUGGCGAUGGUAAAAGCAGUGGCAAGGAUUUUCACCAGACACAGUUUCUGAUCCAGGAGUGUGUGUCGCUGAUAUCAAAGCCAAACUUUAUCUCUACUCUGUGUUACGCCAUUGACAAUCCCCUGCACUACCAGAAGAGUUUGAAGCCAUCGGCCCACUUAUUCACUCAACUGAGUAAAGUUCUUAAGCUCAGCAAGGUCCAAGAGGUCAUUUUUGGUCUUGCUUUGCUCAACUCCAGCAACGCAGACCUUCGGGGUUUUGCUGCACAAUUCAUCAAGCAGAAACUUCCAGACCUCCUGCGGUCUUACGUUGACGCAGAUCUUGGUGGAAACCAGGAAGGUGGCUUCCAAGACAUUGCCAUAGAGGCGUUACACCUACUGCUCUCCCAUCUACUGUUUGGCCAGAAGGGAGCCAGUGGGGUCGGGCAAGAGCAGAUUGACGCCUUCCUCAAGACACUUUGCCGAGAUUUCCCCCAGGAGCGCUGUCCUGUGGUGCUCGCACCACUGCUGUACCCUGAAAAACGGGACAUUCUCAUGGACAGGAUCCUACCAGACUCGGGGGAGUUAGCUAAGACCAUAAUGGAGAGUUCUCUAGCAGACUUCAUUCAAGAAGUUGGCUAUGGCUUCUGUGCAAGUCUGGAUGAGUGCAGAAACAUAAUCCACCAGUAUGGGGUGAGAGAGGUGACUGCCAGCCAGGUCGCCAGAGUCCUGGGCAUGAUGGCUCGGACCCACUCUGGCCUAACUGAUGGCAUUCCAUUGCAGUCCAUCUCUGCUCCAGGAAGUGGGAUCUGGAGUGACGGUAAAGACAAGAACGAUGGUUCGCAGGCGCACACAUGGAACGUUGAGGUUCUCAUCGAUGUUGUCAAAGAAGUGAAUCCAAACUUGAACUUCAAAGAGGUGACCUACGAACUGGACCACCCAGGAUUUCUAAUCCGGGACAGCAAAGGCCUGCACAUCGUGGUGUAUGGUAUCCAGAGGGGGCUGGGAAUGGAAGUGUUUCCUGUUGAUCUCAUCUACCGACCGUGGAAACAUGCUGAGGGACAGUUGUCCUUCAUUCAGCACUCUCUGAUGAACCUAGAUGUGUUUUGCUUUGCUGACUUCGCUUGUCACACUGUGGCCAUUGACAUUCUUAAGGCCCCACCAGAGGAUGACAACAGGGAGAUUGCCACAUGGAAAAGUCUUGACCUCGUGGAGAGUUUGCUCAGGCUGUCGGAGGUUGGCCAGUACGAACAGGUGAAGCAGUUGUUCAGCUUCCCAAUCAAGCACUGCCCGGACAUGCUGGUGCUGGCGCUACUGCAGAUCUCCACCUCUUGGCACACUCUGCGUCAUGAGCUCAUCUCUUCCCUGAUGCCCAUCUUCCUGGGCAACCACCCCAACUCUGCCAUCAUUCUGCACUAUGCUUGGCAUGGACAGGGACAGUCUCCCUCCAUCCGUCAGCUCAUUAUGCAUUCGAUGGCUGAGUGGUACAUGAGAGGAGAGCAGUAUGACCAGGCCAAGCUAUCUCGCAUCCUGGACGUUGCCCAGGAUUUGAAGUCUCUAUCGAUGCUGCUGAAUGGUACUCCAUUUGCCUUUGUUAUUGACCUUGCUGCACUUGCCUCUCGCCGUGAAUACCUCAAACUUGAUAAAUGGCUGACUGACAAAAUCAGAGAACAUGGAGAACCUUUCAUCCAGGCGUGUGUGACGUUUCUGAAGAGGCGAUGUCCAUCCAUAAUGGGCGGCCUGGCUCCUGACAAGGACCAGCCCAAAAGCGCCCAGCUUCCCCCAGAAACUUUAGCCACCAUGCUGGCCUGCUUGCAGUCCUGUGCUGGGAGCGUGUCUCAGGAGUUGUCGGAGACCAUCUUGACUAUGGUUGCCAACUGCAGCAACGUCAUGAACAAAGCCCGUCAGCCACCACCAGGGGUCAUGCCAAAGGGGCGUGCCCCGAGCACCAGCAGCCUGGACGCCAUUUCCCCGGUACAGAUGGACCCUCUGACUGGCAUGGGAUCGUUGAACCUCGGAGGAACAGCCACCUCACACACUCAAAGCAUGCAAGGUUUUCCAACCUCUCUAAGUUCAGCUUUCAGUAACCCCCAGUCGCCAGCAAAAGCCUUCCCACCACUCACCAAUCCCAACUCCAGCACACCGUUCGGGGGUAUUGGCAGCCUCGCCUCGCAGCUCCCCGGUAUGGACACUGGUCCAUUGGGCUCGGGUAUUGGUUCUGGUAUCGGGUCUAGUCUGGGGAUGCCAACCGUGAGCACGGACCCUUUUGGUACCAGGAAGAUGAGCACACCAGGCCUGAACCCGCCGACUUUUCAGCAGAGUAAGAUGAAGGCCUCUGACCUUUCUCAGGUGUGGCCAGAGGCAAACCAGCACUUUAGUAAGGAGAUCGACGACGAAGCCAACAGUUACUUCCAGCGAAUCUACAACCACCCACCUCACCCAACUAUGUCUGUAGAUGAAGUACUCGAGAUGCUUCAGCGGUUCAAGGAUUCAACCAUCAAGCGAGAGCGAGAAGUGUUCAACUGCAUGCUUCGCAACUUGUUUGAGGAGUACAGAUUCUUCCCACAGUACCCAGACAAGGAGCUGCACAUCACUGCUUGCCUCUUUGGCGGCAUCAUCGAGAAGGGCCUUGUUACCUACAUGGCCCUGGGCUUGGCCCUCCGAUAUGUUCUUGAAGCCUUAAGAAAACCAUUCGGAUCCAAAAUGUAUUACUUCGGAAUUGCUGCCCUAGAUAGGUUCAAAAAUAGACUAAAGGAUUACCCUCAGUAUUGUCAACACCUGGCUUCAAUUGCUCACUUCUUGCAAUUUCCCCACCAUUUACAAGAGUGCGUGCAGUAUAUCGAGUAUGGCCAACAGUCACGGGACCCUCCGGUGAAGAUGCAGGGAUCCAUCACCACGCCUGGAAGUCUGGCCCUGGCACAAGUUCAAGCCCAGGCGCAGUCUCAGCAACCCGCCGGCCUCAAACCGCCACAGCCGGGCCAGCCGAGCACCCUCGUCACGACCACCACCACGACGACCACGGCAGCCAAAACCACCACCAUCACGAGACCGACGCCCAGCAGCUUCAAGAAGGACGUCCCUCCCUCUAUAAACACUACUAACAUCGACACGCUGCUCGUGGCCACUGACCAAACGGAAAGGAUCGUAGAGCCUCCAGAGAAUGUCCAGGAGAAGAUCGCUUUUAUCUUCAACAAUCUCUCUCAGUCCAACAUGACACAGAAGGUUGAGGAGUUGAAGGAGACGGUGAAAGAGGAGUUCAUGCCCUGGGUGUCUCAGUACCUGGUGAUGAAGCGUGUCAGCAUUGAGCCAAACUUCCACAGUCUCUACUCCAACUUCCUGGACACGCUCAAAAAUCCUGAGUUUGUCAAGAUGGUCCUCAAUGAAACUUACCGGAAUAUCAAGGUUCUUUUGACCUCGGACAAGGCAGCUGCAAAUUUCUCGGAUCGCUCCCUGCUGAAGAAUCUUGGCCACUGGUUGGGCAUGAUUACACUGGCCAAAAACAAGCCCAUCCUCUAUACAGAUCUGGAAGUCAAGUCUCUACUACUGGAAGCGUACGUGAAAGGCCAACAGGAGCUACUUUAUGUGGUUCCUUUUGUUGCCAAAGUUUUGGAGUCUAGUCUGCGAAGCAUGGUAUUUCGGCCACAGAAUCCUUGGACUAUGGCUAUCAUGAAUGUUCUUGCUGAGCUGCAUCAGGAACAUGACCUCAAGUUGAAUUUGAAGUUUGAGAUUGAGGUUCUUUGUAAGAACCUGUCUCUGGACAUCAAUGACCUGAAGCCGGGAAACCUGUUGAAGGACAAGGAGAAGCUGAAGAGCCUGGAAGAACAGCUGUCUGCACCAAAGAAGGAAGCAAAACCUCCAGAAGAAAUGAUACCUGCAGGAGAAUUUGUUCCGUUUGCAGCUCCUCCCUCAACCCCAGCUGCUACCACCAACACCUGCACAACCACCGGCCCCCCCACUCCUCAGUUCAGCUACCAUGACAUCAAUGUGUACGCCCUGGCAGGCCUGGCACCACACAUCAACAUCAACGCCACCAUCCCGCUGCUCCAGGCUCAUCCUCAGCUGAAGCAGUGCAUUCGGCAAGCAGUAGAGCGAGCUGUGCAGGAGCUGGUCCACCCCGUGGUCGAUCGCUCCAUCAAAAUUGCGAUGACGACCUGUGAGCAAAUCAUCAGGAAGGACUUUGCCCUCGAUUCAGAGGAGUCCCGCAUGCGCGUGGCUGCCCAUCACAUGAUGAGAAACCUGACGGCCGGCAUGGCCAUGAUCACCUGCCGCGAGCCGCUGCUCGUCAGCAUCGCCACCAACCUGAAGAACAGCUUCAAUGCUGCACUUAGGGCACCGACUCCACAACAGAGGGAGAUGAUGGAGGAUGCCGCAAACAGGAUUGCACAAGAAAACUGUGAACUGGCUUGCUGUUUCAUCCAGAAAACCGCAGUGGAAAAGGCCGGUCCAGAAAUGGACAAGAGACUAGCCACGGAGUUUGAGCUGAGGAAGCAUGCACGCCAAGAAGGACGUCGCUAUUGUGAUCCGGUUGUCCUGACUUACCAAGCCGAACGUAUGCCUGAGCAGAUCAGACUCAAGGUGGGAGGAGUGGACCCAAAGCAGCUGGCUGUGUAUGAGGAGUUUGCCAGGAACGUUCCAGGAUUCUUGCCGAGUAACGAUCUUUCCCAGCCCACAGGCUUCUUGGCUCAGCCCAUGAAGCAACAGGCAUGGGCCACUGAUGAUGUGGCUCAGAUCUACGAGAAGUGCAUGGCAGACUUGGAGCAGCAUCUUCAUGCCAUUUCUCCAGGCCAUGCCAUGAAUCCCCUGACCCAGGCCCUGCGCAGCCUGCUCGAAGCUGUGGCUUUAGCCAGGAACUCCAGGGACGGCAUUGCUGCGCUCGGUCUCCUGCAGAAGGCUGUGGAGGGUCUUCUGGAUGCCACGAGUGGAGCAGAUGCUGACCUGUUGCUUCGCUAUCGGGAAUGCCAUCUGCUUGUGCUGAAAGCCCUGCAGGACGGACGUGCCUAUGGCCCACAGUGGUGCAACAAGCAGAUCACCAGGUGUCUGAUUGAAUGCCGAGAUGAAUAUAAAUACAACGUGGAGGCCGUGGAGCUUCUGAUUAGAAACCAUCUUGUGAAUAUGCAGCAAUAUGAUCUGCACCUUGCACAGUCAAUGGAAAACGGAUUGCACUACAUGGCAGUUGCCUUUGCCAUGCAGUUGGUCAAGCUGCUGUUGGUCGAUGAGCGCAGUGUGAGCCACGUCACAGAAGCUGACCUCUUCCAUACCAUUGAGACUCUGAUGAGAACCUGUGCACACUCCAGAGGCAGCGCGCCCGAGGGACUUCCCCAGCUGAUGGAUGUUGUACGCUCCAACUACGAAGCCAUGAUCGACAGGGCCCACGGCGGACCCAACUUCAUGAUGCACUCCGGGAUUUCUCAGGCGUCCGAGUACGACGAUCCCCCCGGCCUGAGGGAGAAGGCGGAGUACCUUCUGCGGGAAUGGGUCAACCUGUAUCACUCGGCGGCAGCGGGAAGAGACAGCACCAAGGCAUUCUCUGCCUUUGUUGGCCAGGUUAAAAAUGAGUUAUCAAUGCAUCAGCAGGGCAUCCUGAAAACCGACGACUUGAUCACACGAUUCUUCCGGCUGUGCACAGAAAUGUGCGUGGAAAUAAGCUACCGAGCACAGGCUGAACAGCAGCACAAUCCGGCGGCGAGUGCAGCCAUCAUCAGGGCCAAGUGUUACCACAACCUGGACGCCUUCGUGAGGCUCAUUGCCCUCCUGGUCAAACACUCCGGAGAGGCAACCAACACGGUGACAAAAAUCAACCUCCUCAACAAGGUGCUCGGUAUUGUGGUUGGGGUCCUGAUCCAGGACCAUGAUGUGCGUCAGACGGAGUUCCAGCAGCUGCCAUACCACCGGAUCUUCAUCAUGCUGCUGCUGGAGCUCAAUGCCCCAGAGCAUGUGCUGGAGACCAUCAACUUCCAGACCCUCACUGCCUUCUGCAAUACCUUUCACAUCCUGAGACCCACCAAAGCCCCCGGCUUUGUGUACGCCUGGCUGGAGCUCAUCUCACAUCGCAUCUUCAUUGCCAGGAUGCUGGCACACACCCCACAGCAGAAGGGUUGGCCCAUGUAUGCACAGCUGCUGAUUGAUCUCUUUAAGUUCCUUGCCCCAUUCCUGAGGAAUGUAGAGCUGAACAAACCUAUGCAAAUUCUUUACAAGGGCACGCUGCGGGUGCUUCUGGUCCUGCUGCAUGACUUCCCAGAGUUCCUCUGCGAUUACCAUUACGGCUUCUGCGAUGUGAUCCCACCCAACUGCAUUCAGCUCCGCAACCUCAUCCUCAGUGCCUUUCCACGCAACAUGAGGCUUCCUGACCCUUUCACACCCAAUCUCAAGGUGGACAUGCUGAGUGAGAUCAACAUUGCUCCUCGGAUCCUCACCAACUUCACAGGGGUGAUGCCUUCUCAGUUUAAGAAGGAUCUGGAUUCCUAUCUGAAGACACGCUCACCGGUCACCUUCCUGUCUGAGCUGCGCAGUAACCUGCAGGUGUCAAACGAGCCAGGAAACCGCUACAACAUCCAGCUGAUCAAUGCUCUAGUGCUGUAUGUGGGUACACAGGCAAUUGCUCACAUCCACAACAAGGGAAGCACCCCUUCCAUGAGCACCAUCACCCACUCUGCACACAUGGACAUCUUCCAGAACCUGGCGGUGGACCUGGACACUGAGGGUCGUUACUUAUUCCUGAACGCGAUCGCCAAUCAGCUGCGCUACCCCAACAGCCACACACACUACUUCAGCUGCACCAUGCUCUAUCUGUUCGCUGAGGCCAACACCGAGGCCAUCCAGGAGCAGAUCACCAGGGUUCUGCUGGAGAGGUUGAUCGUGAACAGGCCGCACCCAUGGGGCCUCCUCAUCACUUUCAUCGAGCUGAUCAAGAAUCCCGCCUUCAAGUUCUGGAGCCAUGACUUCGUGCACUGUGCCCCCGAGAUCGAAAAGCUGUUCCAGUCGGUGGCUCAGUGCUGCAUGGGCCAGAAACAGGCGCAGCAGGUGAUGGAGGGCACCGGUGCCAGCUAGCCUGUGUACCAGCCGCUUUGUAGCCCUCGGGAGAGACGCCGUGGCCUUGACCCGCCCCACCGCACACUCACACCUUCCUCUUUACUGUCGGCACUGGAUAAACUGGCACCCACAGUCGUUUGAAAUGUGGAUGAACGGACUACUGCUCACGGAUCUGAAGAGUUGGAGGAGUUUUUUUUUUUGUUUUUGUUUUUUGUUGAUCACUUGGGGGCCGAUUUGAGAUGACCGGAUUGGGGGACAUGCUGUUUAAUAUACUUUUUGAUGCUUUGAUGUAAAUAUUGAAGAAAAAAAGGGAGAACAGGGGAGUAGACAAGUGGGAGAGCAAUGCACAUGUCAACUAAAAUGUAUCCUGACAUGUAAAGACAGCUAAACAUAUUUUCACUCGCUACCAAAGUCCUUGGUUUGCUUCCCUCCCACAGACCCUCUGUUCACUUCUUAGGUUUUGUUCUUUGCUUUUGAAGGCUGAAUGGUAGGUGAUUGAAGAAAAAAAAAAAAGCCGCCUGCUACUUUGAUUUGAUUCCUUUUCAUCCCCACGUGGGACAGAAAGAUGUUGUUCGGUCUCCCAGGUGGGCUGGGCUUGGCUGGGGUGGGGCGGGGCAGAGGGGUCCGCUCUUGGCGUGUUGUUGGAGAUUGUUUGCGGAUAGCUUGUCCAUUUGAAACCGGCUCUGGAAGUCUCUCCCUGGCACCUGUAAAAUUGUGCAGAAGUGAUGGCAACAUCAAAUCUUGACAAAUUGUAAAAAGACCCAAAUUGAAGAACAACAAUAGAAGGACCAAUACAGCCCAUUUUGUAACAUUUUGAAUGUUUUGUAAAUGUAUUGGUCCGUGUGUUGUAUUUUGUAGUCCUUUCUAGUUUGCCUUUAGUUCUUGCUACUUAACUGCAGUAUGCAUACAUACCGGAAAUAAAGCAUUCAAACUGCAA
This is a messenger RNA of Salarias fasciatus (jewelled blenny), 8456 nucleotides long. It is a transcript of the gene cnot1, whose product is annotated as CCR4-NOT transcription complex, subunit 1. Gene Ontology annotation, cellular component: P-body; CCR4-NOT core complex. The coding region runs from base 341 to 7537 and encodes 2398 amino acids. The transcript has 49 exons. Gene Ontology annotation, biological process: nuclear-transcribed mRNA catabolic process, deadenylation-dependent decay; negative regulation of translation. The record is from RefSeq and is a predicted model, not a curated record. Lineage: Eukaryota; Metazoa; Chordata; Actinopteri; Blenniiformes; Blenniidae. Gene Ontology annotation, molecular function: molecular adaptor activity.